Molecule: messenger RNA, 1713 nt
Organism: Capronia coronata CBS 617.96
Lineage: Eukaryota; Fungi; Ascomycota; Eurotiomycetes; Chaetothyriales; Herpotrichiellaceae
Exons: 7
Coding region: 1-1713 (570 amino acids)
Biological process (GO): nucleobase transport; transmembrane transport
Cellular component (GO): plasma membrane
Molecular function (GO): nucleobase transmembrane transporter activity
Source: RefSeq, a predicted model, not a curated record
AUGGAGAGAGUCACCCAGUUCGCGGCCAACUUCAAGUCGGCUGCUGCGUUCCACGCUUUUGUUCGGACAGAGCCUCAGCAUGGGCUUCUCUCGUCCCGAUGGAUCAACGACGAUCUAAAGCCAACAAGUCCUGAGCGUCGCACUUGGACAUGGUACCAUCUUCCUCUCUUCUGGGCCGGUCUGGCCUUUGGAACUACCGGUUGGAACGUCGCCUCCUCCUUGAUUGCUGUUGGAUUGUCAUGGCAAUAUGCCUUGUGCUCUUGCAUCCUUGGUAGCGCCAUCUCAGCGUUCGCGGUCACAGCUUUAGCCCGACCAGGUGGUCGAUAUCACGUUGGAUACCCGGUCGUCCUCCGAGCAGUGAUGGGAAUGUACGGCUCAUUUGUUUUCGUCUGUCUGCGUCUGAUGACGGGUCUUUUCUGGUUCGGGAUCCAAACGUACUCGGGCGCCAACCUGAUCUCGACCUGUAUUCUGUGCAUGUUCGGCUCGUCAUGGAAGAACUGGGAAAACACUCUGCCUUUAUCGGCCGACAUCACCUCCAAGCAGCUGGUUUGUUUCUUCGUGGCCUGGCUCAUUCAGAUGCCAUUGCUCUUCAUCCACCCGUCCAGAAUCCAAUGGUUCUUCACCGUCAAAGGCCUGGUCAUGCCAGUGGCCACCUUUGGUCUGUUCGGCUGGUGCAUGGCCCACGGCCAGGGCAUCGCGUCCAUUGGCAACCCCGUGGCCAAGGCAGCCGACGGGGUUCCUCUGGGAUGGGCCAUCAUGGCCGGCAUCAACACCAUCAUGGGCACCCUCGCGUCUCUGUCCGUCACGCAGUCCGACCUGUCGCGCUAUUGUCGAAAACCCUCCGACGCCGGGCCGCUGCAGGGAUUGGCCGUUUUCGUGUCCAAGACUCUGGUCUUCUUCCUCGGACUGGCCGCGACCGCGUCCAUCCAGGGCGCCUGGGGCACGGCAUACUGGAACAUCUGGGAUCUGCUCGACGCCAUCCUCGACCGCUACUGGACCGCCAGUGCCCGGACCGCCGUCUUCUUGGUCUCUCUGGCUUUCUACGGCUCAGCCAUCGGCUCCAACAUCGGCACAAACACCAUCGCCUUCGGCGCCGACUUGACCGGUCUGAUGCCCAAAUACAUGACGAUCGUGCGAGGCCAGGUCAUCUGCUGUUUCCUGGGUAUUGCCAUGGUCCCGUGGAAGAUUCUGGCGUCGGCAGAGAACUUCAUCACCUUUUUGGGCUCCAUGCCAAUCUUCUUCGGUCCGUUGUCUGCUAUCAUGAUCACCGACUAUUUCUACGCUCGACGCGGGAACCUACACAUCGUAUCCUUAUUCCAGGGCGAAAAAGGCACCAUCUACUGGUACACCUAUGGCGUCAACUGGCGCGGCAUUGCGGCCUGGCUGUGCGGCUUCGCGCUCGGUCUGCCCGGGCUGAUCGGCCGCUUCCACCCGCACGCCGUCGACGACGCGGCCAAAAACAUCUACCGCAUGGGCUGGCUGAUCACCUUCUGCACCUCUGGCGUCGUCUAUGCUGCUCUCGUCACCAUCUUCCCGGUCCCCGUGUAUCCGGCCCGUUAUGACGACACGCCCAAAACCUUUGAGUAUCUCGGCAAGACCGACGGCUUCUUCGACGACGAACAGGUCAUCUACAUCGACGGUACUGCGUCGGAAGAUGCAGAUCUUGAGAAGAAGAUGGCGGCGGCCACGGUCAUCACGGAAACUAAGCUAUAG